AUGGAAGAUCAUAAGAGAAAAGGAGAUUCUGCAACUGCAACAGAACAUAAGAAAACAAAGAAGGAGCAAGUUCAUACAAAGGAUGCUAUGAUCAACAAUGAUGCUAUGCUACAAAACAAUGAUGGAAGUCAAUUGCUAUUAAAGUUGAUCCACACCAAAGCAAUGUCAAUCAAGACAAGAGAUGAAAUCAUUUUCUCUGCUCAAAGAGAUGAUAAUCUUUGUAAAGUUUUCAAAGGUUUAUCUGAUAAGAGAUUUAUGUCAGUUCCUGUAUUUUUAACAACUGAUUUACUAAUAAAUUUAUUUGUUUAUAAACAAAAAGACAAGAAGAAAUGGAUUUCUUUCCUUGGAUUGUUUGAUAUCGUUAAAUAUGUCAAUGAACACUUUGGAAAGGAAAAGAUGUCACUUGAACAUGACUUCUGGAAGAUGACCAAUGAAUCAGAGGCAUUCCAAAAGUUAAAGGUCAAUGAUGUUAUGUCUUUCCCAACCAGAGAGAACAAAUUCCAUCCAAUUACCCAGGACUACUCAUUGUUCUCAGUGGUAGAAAUCAUGGCCAGAGAUCCACAUGCCCAUCACAUUGCCAUUUUGGAUGACAUGAAGAACCGUCAUUUGGUUUCCAUCUUGACUCAAUCUCAAUUGAUCAAGUUUGUCUAUGAACACCUCAGCCUGUUGGGUGCCAAGAAGGAUCUCUUGAUCAAGAACAUGCGUGGUCUUUGUAGCGAAGCCGAUGUAGUUAGUGUUCCAAUGACAAUGUUGACAAUCGAUGCAUUCAAGGUCAUGGAAGAUCACAAUGUCACUGGUUUGGCAGUACUCUCUGAGAGCGGUCAGCUCGUUGACACCCUCUCCAUCAGAGAUCUCAAGGGAAUGGCUACCGAUGGUUCACUAUUCUGGAAGCUCUACCGUCCAGUCUCUGAAUUCUUGGAGUUCCUCAAGAAGGAUGCAAAGACACUCAGACCACGUCACGCCAUCUUCUGUAUCAAGGACGAAACAUUUGAAUCUGCUUUGACAAAGAUCUACACCAACCAAGUACACCGUAUCUUUGUAGUAGACAGCUCUGAAUCUAGAAAACCAAUAAGCGUAAUCAGCUUGGGUGAUCUUUUGCUUCAACUUUUACCAUUCUAA
This is a messenger RNA of Heterostelium album PN500, 1119 nucleotides long. Its product is annotated as cystathionine-beta-synthase domain-containing protein. The transcript has 2 exons. The record is from RefSeq and is a predicted model, not a curated record. The coding region runs from base 1 to 1119 and encodes 372 amino acids. NCBI's taxonomy places the organism in Eukaryota, Evosea, Eumycetozoa, Acytosteliales, Acytosteliaceae.